Neurospora hispaniola is the source of this 1617-nucleotide messenger RNA. Its product is annotated as FAD/NAD(P)-binding domain-containing protein. Gene Ontology annotation, molecular function: flavin adenine dinucleotide binding; NADP binding; N,N-dimethylaniline monooxygenase activity. The coding region runs from base 1 to 1617 and encodes 538 amino acids. Lineage: Eukaryota; Fungi; Ascomycota; Sordariomycetes; Sordariales; Sordariaceae. The transcript is spliced from 2 exons. The record is from RefSeq and is a predicted model, not a curated record.
AUGACGCUCGAAUCGAGGGUCCAGAACCCCAUCCUACACCCGCUACUUUUCAUCUUCCAAGUCAUCCAGUUUGUGCUGAACAAGCUGCUAUCACCCACACCUCCGAGUCCCAAGGCACGUCUUGGUCGGCCCAGAAUCGCAGUCAUUGGCGGUGGCAUCACUGGUGUUACAAGUGCUGCCCACUGCGUCGGUCAUGGAUGCGAUGUUCGGAUCUUUGAGGCCGGAAAGGAGGAAAACAUUGGAGGAAUCUGGAGUAGAGUAAACAACACCUCCGGUCUACAAAUCCACUCCCUCAUGUACCGCUUCCAUCCCUCGGUCAACUGGAAGCAAGGUUACCCGGACAAGCAGCAAAUUCUCUCCCAAGUCCGCGAGCUCUGGAAGCGUUAUCGCCUUGACGAGCGCACCGUUUUCGAAACGCCCGUCACCAGCGCCCGCCAGCAUCCCGAGACCAAGAAAUGGAUCAUCAACAAUGACGCCGAGACCUACGGCCAAUUCGACGGCAUUAUCUGCGCCGUCGGCACUUGCGGUCGCCCCAAGAUUCCCCACAUCCCCGGCAUGGACUCCUUCCAGGGCGAGAUCCACCACUCGAGCCAGCUCACCGGUAAGGCCGCCAAGGGCAAGACGGUGAUCAUCAUCGGCGGCGGCGCCAGUGCUGUCGAGAGCAUUGAAUACGCUGUCGAGGAGGGCGCCGCUCAGGUAUACGUCCUCGCUCGUUCCGAGAAGUGGAUCAUCCCCCGCAACCCUGUCGUCGACAUGCUGCUGGCGCUCAACAUCUUCGGCCAGGAGACCCGGUUCAGCUGGAUCCCCGAAUUCUUCCUUCGCAAGCUGUUCUACCGGGAGCUAGAGGAUAUUGCCCCGCCUUCGGGCAAGAAGGGGCUCUUCACCGACACGCCCAUGGUCAACUCGGAGGUUAUGAACCAGAUUCGUAGUGGCAAGGUGAAGUGGUUGCGCUGCGACAUUGAAGGGUUUACCGAGAACGGAGUCACGGUCAAUCGCCGCGAAAAGGGAACGAACCCCAAAGAUGCGGGACAGACAGAGGAGAUCAAGGGCGAUAUGGUGAUCAUGGCUACGGGAUUCCAAAGGCCCAAGCUGGACUUCUUGCCCAAGGAGUGUCUGGAGGGGGACUACAAACCGCCCAACUGGUAUCUGCAGACCUUCCCACCACAGUUCCCGAGCGUGGCGGCCAUCAACUGCACGUACAUGAAUGGUAUCGGAUCGGUGGGCAACUGGCACAUUGGCAUCUACACGAGGCUGCUGCUGGUCUUCUUGCUUGAUGACCGCGCUCGUCCUCGCACGUUCUGGAUGAAGCGGUGGAUUGACAUGACGGCUUUCCUGAAGAGGAGGAGCCCCGUCGGACCGUUCGAGUUUUUUACGUACCUCGAGCUCAUGUGGUGGUUCUUCUUCUGCGUUGCUAUCAACCCGUUCCGCUGGAAGUGGGCGUUCUUUGUCUUUUUUGGUCUGGGCGAGAACUUGCCUAUGAAGGUGGUUGCGGCUGAGGAGAGACUCCGCAACAGACUGCAGGCUAGAGAGGCGGAGGAUCAGGGUACCAUGGCGAAUGGAGUACGCCAUGUGCGUGAAGAGGAGAUUCGCGGGAGGACUAUGCGUAUUGUCACCUGA